AGUAAACAUGUCCACUGGGCUAAGGGUCGGCAGGGAGCACCUCACUAGGUAGUUAAACUGUGACAGGACCAUCGUGCAGGCCAAAACGGACAAGCCACAUAUAAGUAGCAGCUGAGGUGGGCACUUCAGUUCAGGAGACGACCCCAUCACUGAAGUGCAAGACCUGGAGCGGCAGCCAUGAGGGUGAUCAACAUUGGUCCAGAUCCAUCGUUGGCUUACCGGCCAAAUCUGGACACGACUAUCACCAAAGAGAAAGAAGAAUACCGGAAUUUUGAGAGUGGAAGCUUAAUCGAUCGUGUGUUCAACACGUACAAGCUGAUGCACACAAACCAGACGCUGGACUUUGUCAAGCAGAAGCAUCUUGAAUGGACCAGUUUCAGUCACUGUGAAAUGGGGAUGAUGGACGCCAUAAUGUCUCUUGACAAGCUGGUGGAUGAGUCGGAUCCAGACGUGGACUUCCCCAACUCCUUUCAUGCCUUCCAGACAGCUGAGGGCAUUCGAAGGGAGCACCCGGACAAAGAUUGGUUCCAGUUGGUCGGGCUGAUUCAUGACGUCGGGAAAAUCAUGGCUCUUUGGGAUGAACCACAGUGGGCUGUGGUGGGCGACACCUUCCCCGUGGGCUGCAAGUUCCAAAGCUCCAUUGUCUUCAGAGACAGCACCUUCCUGGAGAACCCAGAUGAGCAAAACCCCAGCUACAAUUCUGAAUAUGGGAUUUAUAAACAAAACUGUGGGCUUGACAAUGUGUUCAUGUCCUGGGGUCAUGAUGAGUAUCUCUACAGAGUAAUGAAGUUCAACAAGUGUUCAAUCCCAGAAGAGGGUUUGUACAUGAUCCGCUACCAUUCCUUCUACCCCUGGCAUUCACAUGGCGACUACAUGCACCUGUGUGUCGACAAAGACCGGCAGAUGUUGCCUUGGGUCAACGAGUUCAACAAAUUCGAUCUCUACACUAAAACCACGGAGCUACCUGAUGUCGAGAAACUGCGUCCCUACUACCAGUCUCUGAUCGACAAGUACUGCCCUGGGAUUCUCAAGUGGUGAAGUAGAAAAGCAGGAGUUGACCUCAUACUAGUGACAAGGAUGAUUCAGAAGACAUCAGUCACAUCAAGUUAAAUCUCCUUACAAAACAUUUCAAUCAGUUUAUUGUUUAUCAGUGUCGCAAUUUUUUACAUUUUGUGUUGAUGUAAAGAGCAAAAUAAAGUUGUACAA
Synchiropus splendidus (mandarinfish) is the source of this 1206-nucleotide messenger RNA. It is a transcript of the gene miox, whose product is annotated as myo-inositol oxygenase. Gene Ontology annotation, biological process: inositol catabolic process. Gene Ontology annotation, molecular function: iron ion binding; inositol oxygenase activity. Lineage: Eukaryota; Metazoa; Chordata; Actinopteri; Syngnathiformes; Callionymidae. The transcript has 10 exons. Gene Ontology annotation, cellular component: cytoplasm. The coding region runs from base 178 to 1038 and encodes 286 amino acids. The record is from RefSeq and is a predicted model, not a curated record.